AUGUUGAGGUGUCUGCUCAAGGCGCGGCUCUGGCUGGAGCACCCCUCGUACCACUCAUAUGCCGGGGACGCGCACGCCGUGUUCCUGACCGGCCCCCCUGCACCAACACAAACGGGUUGCGCUCUCACGAGUCGGAGCCUCGAGACGCAACUUGGCGCUCCGUUCGGCCUCUCCCGCACAGCGGCGCAACGCCCCCCCCACCCCCUCCACGUGUUCCGGUGUGAAGCCGGAAGCCGGAAGUGGAGGCGCCCACGUGUCGCCAUGGAGGCGGACGCGUGGCUGCUGGAGUCCAUCCUCGCCUACAAGGAGCUGCACAUGUUCGAUCUGCAGGAGCCCACGAGGACCAUAGAGUGGGUGGACGACAACAGUGUGUGCGUCGCCGGAUUCAACUCGGAGAAGAAAAACGAGAUCCUUGAGCUGGGGCUGCCGCAAAAACUUCUGCCCAAGGAGAAGCAGGGCAUGUGUCCGGAGCGCGACUUCAAGGUGGUGCACGGAGGCUUCUCGAACCGGCCAGUGUACCGUUUGGAGAGCGUUCGGGGUACCAGCUUGCUGCUGAGCAGCGGCCCUACGGACAACUCCGUCCAACUCUGGCAAAGGGGAGGAGACGACACGGAUGUGGUGAGGAAUGUGGGCGAGAUCCACAACAGCCGGAGAGAGCCGCAGUGGAGUCACAUGUGCUGCUCAUCGGACCAGCUCCUCCUGCAUGGGUCCAGCAUCGGCACCGUCCAGACCACGGACCUGCACACGCGACAAGCCACCUUCUGUCUCGGCGACGCCGUCAUCGACGGCGGCGCUGGUGGCGGCCGCCUGUGCGCGCUGGCGUUCGUGGACGGAGGGCGCACACUGCUGGCCUGCGGCGACGUCGGCGACCUCUGGCUGCUGGACGCCCGCUCCGGGCGUGUGGCGGCGCACGCGGCACCCUCACCGCCGCCGGAGGCGGGGAGCCAAGCCGGCGACGGACCCCGUUGCGCCUGCACGGCCGCCUUGGACGGCUGCCGCUCCGGUGGGCAGGCCGGACGGCCCGGGGUCCGAGUGGCGAGGUUUUGGGCGAGCGGGCGCGUGGCCGUGUCCGACGCGAGGAAUCUGGAUCGCGUGGUGGCUGCCGCCACUUUGGAGAGCUCUUGCCGGAAGAGCGUGACGGCGCCGGAAGAGACGGAGGAGUCGCUGCUCUGUGUCAGCUGGUCACCGACUGCCCCGGAGCACAUCGCCCUGUCUGGAUUUGACGGAAUGGUGCAUAUUUAUGACACGACAUCCUGGACGCCGGACCUCGCCCCCGCUCGCCCGUCAUUCGUCCACAAAGGUCACACGGUGGUCGAGGGCGAUGCUCGCGACGCGCAGGUGACGCAGCAUGCGUGGCACCCGUGGCGCGCCCGGACCCUGCUCUCCGCGGGAAACGAUGGCUCCCUGCACGCCUGGGAGUGGGUCCUGCCGUGACCACGCCUCGCGCACGGCAUUCCAU
Messenger RNA from Lethenteron reissneri (Far Eastern brook lamprey), 1459 nucleotides. It is a transcript of the gene WDR73, whose product is annotated as WD repeat domain 73. The record is from RefSeq and is a predicted model, not a curated record. Gene Ontology annotation, molecular function: protein binding. Gene Ontology annotation, biological process: cytoplasmic microtubule organization. Gene Ontology annotation, cellular component: cytosol; spindle pole. Lineage: Eukaryota; Metazoa; Chordata; Hyperoartia; Petromyzontiformes; Petromyzontidae.